This is a messenger RNA of Pomacea canaliculata, 3813 nucleotides long. Its product is annotated as neprilysin-1-like. The coding region runs from base 430 to 2694 and encodes 754 amino acids. Gene Ontology annotation, molecular function: metalloendopeptidase activity. NCBI's taxonomy places the organism in Eukaryota, Metazoa, Mollusca, Gastropoda, Architaenioglossa, Ampullariidae. The transcript is spliced from 22 exons. The record is from RefSeq and is a predicted model, not a curated record. Gene Ontology annotation, biological process: protein processing. Gene Ontology annotation, cellular component: plasma membrane.
GAGGAGCGUCUAUACAAACGUAACCUCACGAUUUUGAUGCAUAGGUAUUUUUUAAAGGCAUACAUCUCGAGAACUGAACGGAGUAUUUUCACGAUUUGAAGAACUACCGUUCUGCAUACAUAUUUUACCAAUCAUUAAAAAAUAUGCACCCGACUAGAUCUUUAAGUCCUUGUGAAAGAAGUAAACAGAGCAUUGACAUCUUGGUCGGCCGGUUGCUGAACCCGCUCAGUCACACACGAGUAGAUUUUCGAGGCACGGUAUGUUAAUAGUGCUUUGAUGGCUGGCUGGCUGCCUACCGAGAUGUACCUUAGCUACUGACUGAGAAAAGAGACUAGCAAUCCCCUCAUAUGAACAGUCAGUCCCUGUGAGCCUGUCAUUGAGGUUAGACGUGUAGACCCGUGUACUGGAUGAGCUUCGUCCUCGCUUACCAUGGCUGACAGUAGCACAGCGGGUAGUAAUACUGUCCUGUCUCCAGAGAAAAUUACGUUUUCAACAAAAAGAAUUCUGACAACAAGUGAGAAGUGGCUCAUCUUUGCGGUCAUUAUACUUUUUGUGGCCUUUCUGGUCUUCCUCGGACUUUUCAUCGCCUUUUGCGUUAAAUACAAUGAAGUCAAAGAGUCAGCUACAGUUGCUGAAAGUGUCUGCCAGACGUUUGAGUGUUUGGAUUCAGCUGCCUACAUCGCCAAAAGUAUUAACAUCAGUGUGGAUCCUUGUGAGAACUUCUACCACUUCGCGUGCGGACGCUGGUUGGAGGACCACCAAAUACCCGCAGACGACAUCACCGUCAGUGCCUUUUCGAUAAUAUCUGAGGACAUCAAGCAAACGCUGAAAGAACUUCUUAUCCUUGAUGACCCUGAGGCUCCAGAAGCAGUCAUGCAGGCACGAACAUACUUCCGGUCCUGCGAAGAUGUUGAUACCAUAGACAAAUUGGGCAAGAAGCCACUACUCGACCUACUCGAUUUGAAUGGAAGAGGCAUCUACCCGACACUUCAACCAUCCUGGACAGACACGGGUAUGACUUUCUCGGACAUUGUUGAGUACCUCACAAAUUGGGGUGCCUUUGAAUCUAACGCCUUAAUCAUCAUGAGUGUCGUCGUUGACGAGAUGCAGUCAGACAACCACAUAAUUCUGUUCUCUCAGACUGAUCUGAUACUGCCGUCCCGAGAUAUGUAUCUGGGAGAGAGAAACAGCACUGAGCUGAAUCUCUUAGAAAACCUAUAUGGCCAAGUCCUCGAGGCCCUGGGGGCAAACGCUACCACAGCUGGUCUAGACGCCGAGGACGUGGUGGACUUUGAGAUUCAACUGGCCAAAGCUCUUGAUCCACCAGAGAAACUUCUCGACAGGGCCAACCAAUUGCGUAAAAUGUCUCUGGCUAACUUGACAAAGACCUUUCCAGAGUUUGACUGGCUUGACUAUUUGCAUCGUGAGUUCAACAAGACUGGCGAGAUUUAUAACAUCACAUUGGAUGAGAUGGUAGCCAUCGAUGCGUUAGAGUAUUACACCAAGCUCUUUGCCUUGGUCAAUAAAACGUCUAGCAGGACUCUGCUGAACUAUUGUGUAUGGCGUCACGUGUGGUCGGCUCUGCCGUAUCUGGACAAAGAGUUGCGAGACUUGCAUGCGAACUUCAAUAAGAUCUUGUAUGGCACAAGACGUUUGCCAGAACGCUGGAAAACUUGCGUACAACAAACUGACGAUUCCUUUCCCUACGCUGUAGGCAGACUGUAUGUGGACAAAAGAUUCUCUCAGGAAGAUAAACAAAGGAUGGAAAAGAUGAUUGACAGUCUCAUUAGGACUUUCAGAGAACUGCUGCAAGGAAGCAGCUGGAUGACACAGCCUACGAAGGAAGCCGCCCUGAAAAAACUGAGCUUCAUUACUAGGAAGAUUGGCUAUCCGGAUCUCAUUCUAAAUGACACCGCUCUCAACGCCAAAAGUGAUAUGUACGAAGUAGACCUACAAAAUUUCUUUGGAACUGUCAAUGAGAUAAAUAAGAAAGAUUACCUCUGGAUGCUAAAGAACCUACGUAAGCCCGUGGACAGAACUAAAUGGUUUAUGUCUGCAUCUACUGUGAAUGCUUACUACGAUCCUUCAUCUAACGAAAUAGUGUUUCCAGCGGGAAUUCUCAACCCACCAUUUUACAGCAAAACGUUUUCCGACGCCCACAUCUACGGUAGUAUCGGAGUAGUCAUCGCUCAUGAACUCACCCAUGGCUUUGAUACUACAGGUAGUACUUAUGAUGAGAAAGGUAACCUGCGGCAGUGGUGGCAAGAGGACGAUCUCAAGAACUUCCAAAGUCGAACUCAGUGCAUGGUGGAUCAGUACAAUCAGUUCGUGGACAAGGAGCUGAAUAUGACCGUGAAUGGGCGGCUGACAAUAGGAGAAAACAUCGCAGACUGCGGAGGAGUUAAAGGGGCUUUCAGGGCAUAUCGCAGUGUUAUCACAGAGAGAGGCCAAGAAGAGAACAAGUACCCGACACUACCGUACACACAGAACCAGAUCUUCUUUAUCGGCUUUGCACAACUUUGGUGCAGUCGUUAUCUGCCAAAGUUUCGUGCAGUCCUGCUACAGACCGACCCUCACAGUCCAGAUGUCUUCAGGGUUCUAGGAUCUAUUCAAAACAGUAAAGAGUUUGGAGAAGUCUUCAACUGUCCCGUGGGAACACCCAUGAAUCCACAGAAAAAGUGUGAGGUCUGGUAGAAAGCAAGGCAAAAAGGAAAAAACAUCAACGGCAGCGAUGACUCAGAGGACACUUUGUUUGAUUGCAACUCUUCGCAUUUUCCCAUACUCUGCUGGUGAAAUAUUUUGGGAGCGCUUUAAAGUCGGGACUCUUUUAACACUGCUAUUCAUCGGAUAAAAUUAUCUGUGUUCUGUUCUCAUGUUAGUUAUCAUUAUUAUAAAUUAACUGUAUUUUAAUCUUUUAUUGUACUCAGUAGAUAAGUUUCUCAGUUAAGGCCUAUUCUCACGCCGCAAUAUUCGGCACUUAGCGUGGUUAGCAGCCACGCAAGGGUUAGCGAGUUAUGCACACGGCACGCAGAAAGGCCUUGUAGCUUGGUUUCGGAAUAUAGCGCGUUUCUAUUUUCUCGCUAGACCGACCUACAUUGUAGGGCUGUAGCCAAUCGGAAUGCUUGAACACAGUGGGCUCCCUUUUUACCUCCACAUUGUAAACAAGGGCGAUGUGGUGGGAGGAGAGCUGUGUUCUCAUGAUUUCUCUUUGGGAGAAUUAUCCGUGUCUGUUCGACACUGUACACCCGGAUUACAUGAACAGAUAUAAGGCCAAGAAUGCCUUCACGGAAAUCGCUCGUGCUAUGGGCAAAGAAAUCUAAGAAGUUCAUUAAAUCUAGAAGAUGACAUACGCAAAAAGCUUCUACACUCGCGUGGAUCUUCCAAAGAUACUUCUUUUCAAAGAAGAGAAUAUGCUCCUAAUCGACUCAUACGUGUUACCAACUCCCUCACGCACAUCUUUUUUUCUUUAUUUCUCUCUCUGUCUCUCCGCUUCAAAUAAUAUAACUAUCGUAGCCACAGUUGCUUCUAAAAGUAUCUCGUCGAUGUCGUCUGCCAUAUUGUUGACUUCCCAUAAUGCGCUGAGCGGAUGACGUCACUCGCAAGACACGUGCGUGGCCUAGCUACGUGAGAAUAGGACGAUGGCGCUAAGCUGCCUAGACGCAAGUUUUUUGUACAAGAACAUUGCCGCGUGAGAAUAGGCCUUUAAGUACUGUGGAAUCUCUUGAACUGGAAUAGUAUUUUGAUUGUGUACAUUUAAUUUUUUUAUUUUAAGUUUCAAUUUUGGAAAAACACAAUAAAUAAUGUGGGCUGCAA